AUGGUCUGGCCGUGGCCACAAACUGUGGUUAAAGGAAAAUUCACAAAGGAAAUUAUCAUUUUUGUGUGGAAACACGAAGCAAAAAAUAUUUUCAAGAUGGCGAUGUUGGCUGAAGCGAGGUCAAGACAAAAAUGGAGUGAAGAUCCGCGAAAUACGAAGUGGAGUAGCGGUAAUGUUUAUUGGUUUAAUACAGUAAUUUAUGUUGAAUAAUGUCGGUAUUUACUUGGCGACGGAGGAGUGGUGAUAACUUUUCUAUACUAUAUUUUAAGAUACCACGUGUCACUAGACAGUCUAGACUAGACUAGUAUAGUCUAUAUGAAGCUCUCAAAGCGUUUCUACAUUUUUUUUAGAAAACAUGGUUUUGGUGCUUGUAUUGCGAGCAGACUGUAUUUGAAGCUUUGAAUGAAUGUUAAAAUUUACAUCUGGUUAACUGUAUUUAAUAUGGAACAGCCUAGAUUGCGAAUUCCAUAGUGUAUUUCCACAACGAAUAUUUCAAAUGGUUGUGUAAUACACACUCAUAAGGGGGUCUGAAUGGGGGGUUGUGCAUGUCAGUUGUCAGUUAAAAUUUAGCUUGUUUGUCAGCUAUCAGUUAAUAUUUUGGCGUGUCAGUUAAACACAGUUAAUAAUUAACUUGCCAAAUUCUGUUUGGGUAAUUAGUCGUUUUUCUGACUUUCACGAAUUUUAUGUGUUUUAUGGCGAUUAAUUCGAUCUUUUAUUCAGAUUUCUAAUUUGCUCCUGAUCAAAGAGUCACCGAAGUAUAGAAAAAAGUCCAAUCAAACUUCAAUUGUCAGUUAACAGUAAAGUUUUACUUGUCAGUAAACAGUUAAAAAAAUCGUUAUUUGUCAGUUAACAGUUAUGUUUAAGGCCGUUUGUCAGUUGUCAGUUAACCCCAUUCAGACCCUCUCAUAAGGCCGAAAAUUACAAAACAACAAAUUUCUAAAAUUUAACCCAUUGAGCUCUGGUGAGAGCCUGUUGACAAGUAAAUUGUCUGGUGUUGAACAGAGUUAAAUGGGUCGUUCCAGAAAAGAUCCAUAAUCCCCCCACAGAGGAAAUUUUUGCCGUCCGGAGGGGGAGGGGAGAAAAAAUUGUUUCUGAUAAUAGUAAAUGUAUUAGGACAUCCAAAGGGGGUAGGGGGGUUAACUUCCUAUUUCCUCUGUUGGGGUGGUAUGGAUGUUUUCUGGAAUGACCCAAUAUCGAAUUAUGCCACAUUUGGACAUAUUGCAGCUUAAUGGGUUAAGCUGCUGCAAUAAUGGGUUAUAUGUAACCUGCGAUCAGGCCUAUAAAUAAAUAAAUACGCCUGAUACAAAUCUUAACAAAAGUCCAUGUUUUUUACAACCGUAUUUCGGUUCAUUAUCAGGUUAAUUGUAAGUAUACAGAAAACAUCACAAGUGCAUGUUUCAAGGUCUCUAUUCAAUCUUAACGCUUGUUGCUAAAUUAUUUCCAGACAAGGAGCGUUAUGGAUACCAAAUGUUGGAGAAGAUGGGUUGGGCUGAUGGAAAAGGAUUGGGAAAACACAAAAGUGGAAGCACGUCUCAUGUGAAGAUCAAGAAACGCAAACAAAACCUCGGUAUAUAUACAAAAUGGGUCAUUUCACAAAACAUCCACAUCUCCCCCAUAGAAGAAAUUGAAAGUUAAACCCUCCUCCACCCCGCCCAAGGAUGAAUCUGGCCUGAUUUGAGUGGAGGUUUUGAGUGGAGGUUUUCCAGGGUUGGGUGCAUUACUACGGGGGUCCGGGGGCAUUCUCCCCCAGAAAGUCUUGUCACCAUAGUUCUUGUAUCUCGGGCAAAAAUAAAAAGAAAGUGCUACAUUUUACUGUAUGGUAACCCACAUUAUAGAUUUCUGAUUCAUGUUUUUUCCAAAAGGUUUGGGUGCGAAGGAAAGUCAUGACAAUGACUGGAUUGCCCAACAAGCAGAUUUUAAUAAUCUGUUAUCAGCGCUACAAGAACAUAGUGGGAAUGCAGGUUAAUUAACUUAAUGUAAUUUUACAGUAAUUCUAAAUAAAAUUAGUUUAGUUUAGGUUUCCUCCUGUAGUAACACUGCAUCAAUAAGAGAUGAUCCUUACGAGAACAAACAGAACUGAUAGAACUAUCCAGUAUAAAUAAAGUUAGUUUAGUUCUGGUUUCCUCCUGUAGUAACACUGGAUCAAUAAGAGAUGAUCCUUACUGGACCUCUAGGAAGAACAGUUUAGAACUGAUAGAGCUAUCCAGUAUAAAUAAAGUUAGUUUAGUUCUGGUUUCCUCCUGUAGUAACACUGGAUCAAUAAGAGAUGAUCCUUACUGGACCUCUAGGAAGAACAGUUUAGAACUGAUAGAGCUAUCCAGUAUAAAUAAAGUCAGCUUACAUAAAGUUUUCUUUGUGGUUAAAGAAUUACGAAGUGAAGAACAAAACAAAAAAGCGAUGCUUGAGGUUGCAAAGGCAUCUCGGAAACGCGUAUUGUAAGUAGAAUUUAGUUCCAACAAAUUUUGUCAUAUUGAGUUUUUGGACACUCUCUGGUUUAAAAUAUUUAGUAAUUUCUCAAGCUUUCGACUGCCAGACAGCAGUCUUCGUUGGCUUGUGAAAUUAAUAAAUAUUUCAAACGAGAAAUCAUCCGAAAACUCGAUAUGAAUAGUCCUGGUUUCACCUCAAACAUUUUAAAAUUUUGUUGUCUUGGAUUGUUUGCAAAGUAUACCUCAAACACAGGGACAUGAACUCACAUACUGUAUUUAUUUAGCUACAAGAGGUUUAUAAGAAGCAAGGAUACUUCACAAUAUUCUCAAAAGGACAUGGCUUGUAUUUUUGGUAACGUGCCAAGUCAAUCGGCACCCACCACACCAUUAGAUCAGUCAGAGUCAGACGUAAGUUAUGUUUUUAUACAGUAUAGUCAGUGUUCUUUACAGACGAGCUACCGAUUACGGCAAUCAGAAUUUUGUGGAAUAUUAUGAAAUUGAUGUAUGCAUGAUUUAGGACUUGGAAACACCAAAUCUAAUUUGCCAGCACAAUGCAUUAUGUAUUUUUAAUUUUGAAAAACAAAUAAAGUUAUUCACAGCACAGAUUUUAAUUUGCUUGUUGAAAUAAUCUAAUGAUGAGCAAACAGCACAUUAUGGCAUACAUGGCCGAUAACAAUUCUCGGUGAAUUAACGCCAAUACCGAGGAAUUAUCGGCAAUACCGAAUAAUCACUUCAUCUGUAUUUUAGGAUGAAGUUGCGUCCGAGGACAGCACGGCCUCCUGUCCCACAAUUCCGUGCGACUCAACUUCCGGGUUUGUUACAUACACAAGCAAACAAAGUAUUCAGGAAUAUUUUGCUUGCCGUAUGAAGGAACUUCAGAAUGGUAAAGGGAUUGAGAGGAGUAAUGAGGGUGACAAGGGGGUAAAUGGUGGGGAAAGAAAGGUGGCAAGUGGUGAAGUGAAUGAGAAAUGGACAAAGAAGGGUAGAAAGAAAUCGAAACGAAGUAAUGAGGAAGGAAUUUGGGAAUUGGAAAAUGAGAAGAAAUUAAAUGAUAAAGAGGUUCUAUCUAAAAGCAGUAAAGUCCAGACAAAGAAGAGUAAAAAACGAAGAACAAAGGACGAUUCUGAAACAAUUGCAAAUGGAAUGGAACGUGUAAGUGAAGAAAUUGAAAAGUGUGAUGAAGACGUUUCCCGUGAGGGAGGUAAAGUCAAGACAAAGAAAUGUAAAAAACGAAGAACAAAGGAUGAUUCUGAAACAAUUGCAAAUGGAAUGGAAAGUAUAAGUGAAGAAAUUGAAAAGUGUGAUGAAGACGUUUCCCGUGAGAGAGAUAAAGUCAAGACAAAGAAAUGUAAAAAACGAAGAACAAAGGAUGAUUCUGAAACAAUUGCAAAUGGAAUGGAAAGUAUAAGUGAAGAAAUUGAAAAGUGUGAUGAAGACGUUUCCCGUGAGAGAGAUAAAGUCAAGACAAAGAAAUGUAAAAAACGAAGAACAAAGGAUGAUUCUGAAACAAUUGCAAAUGGAAUGGAAAGUAUAAGUGAAGAAAUUGAAAAGUGUGAUGAAGACGUUUCCCGUGAGAGAGAUAAAGUCAAGACAAAGAAAUGUAAAAAACGAAGAACAAAGGAUGAUUCUGAAACAAUUGCAAAUGGAAUGGAAAGUAUAAGUGAAGAAAUUGAAAAGUGUGAUGAAGACGUUUCCCGUGAGAGAGAUAAAGUCAAGACAAAGAAAUGUAAAAAACGAAGAACAAAGGAUGAUUCUGAAACAAUUGCAAAUGGAAUGGAAAGUAUAAGUGAAGAAAUUGAAAAGUGUGAUGAAGACGUUUCCCGUGAGAGAGAUAAAGUCAAGACAAAGAAAU
Messenger RNA from Paramuricea clavata, 4278 nucleotides. The record is from the annotation of a GenBank genome assembly. NCBI's taxonomy places the organism in Eukaryota, Metazoa, Cnidaria, Anthozoa, Malacalcyonacea, Plexauridae.